Molecule: messenger RNA, 4632 nt
Organism: Austrofundulus limnaeus
Lineage: Eukaryota; Metazoa; Chordata; Actinopteri; Cyprinodontiformes; Rivulidae
Product: prostaglandin E2 receptor EP1 subtype
Exons: 3
Coding region: 430-1539 (369 amino acids)
Biological process (GO): adenylate cyclase-activating G protein-coupled receptor signaling pathway; positive regulation of cytosolic calcium ion concentration; inflammatory response
Cellular component (GO): plasma membrane
Molecular function (GO): prostaglandin E receptor activity; thromboxane receptor activity
Source: RefSeq, a predicted model, not a curated record
GCUCGUUCAUGUAGACCAGAGUGUGUUUGCUUGAAGGAAAUCACUGGUCUCCAGUGACGGAGACCCCCCAGAGGCAACGUGGGCUCGGUGCAGCUGUGGAGUAUAAAAGCAGCACAGAUUCCGAGGAAUAGAGAACAUGGUUGUGCUACGUAACAAGGAGGCUGCUGGUCUGGAGGGAGGAAUUUCUCUGUGUUCUUUGUAACUGCAUGACAGGAAGUCACUUUCAGGUAAACAGCUUGUGUUUGUCUGGAACAACACAAGACGAGAGAAAACAUAUAUAACAGCUGGAUGAUUUUCUUUUGGAAAGUAUCACAAAUUUUGACAAUCCAACACAAAUUGUCAAAAUCUGAGUGUCGCUGAUCAACUCCAUGGAUCUUCAACGUGUUGUGUCAGGCGAAGAAGGGACAUCUGGCCCAGAGCGCAGCUGUGAUGUUGACRAUGCAGCACCUCACAUCCCCGGGCGUGGAGGCCUCCUCUGAACGCGCCGUCAUGGAGUCCGACACGCACUGUCCACACAACGGCACGUCUCAGAACCCGGCGUCCGCCAGCCUCAACAUGACCCUGGGCAUCGUCUUCAACGUGGUGGCCCUCGUUAUUCUGGUCAAGGCUUACAAUCGCUUUCGCCGGAGGUCCAAGGCCACUUUUCUGCUCUUUGCCAGCUCCCUGGUGGCCACAGAUCUGGCCGGACACGUCGUCUCCGGAGCGCUGGUGCUGAGGAGGUACACGGCGAGCUCUAAAAGUAAUUACACGUUUAAGGGGGACCCUGCGAACCCAGACGCGCCCUGUCAGUUUCUGGGAGGCUGCUUGGUGUUUUUCGGCCUGUGCCCGCUCUUCCUGGGUUGCGCCAUGGCUGCCGAGCGCUGCCUGGGCGUCACCCGGCCUCUGCUGCACGCUCGUCUGGUGACCACGGCCAGAACCAAAAUAGCCCUGUCCAUGAUCUGGUUCCUGGCCCUCUGCGUGGCCCUGCUGCCCUUCUUCCACCUGGGUGACUACACCUACCAGUACCCGUGGACGUGGUGCUUCAUCCAGGUGAUGAACAACAUUAAGUCCACCGACCUGGCCUUCGUGAUGCUGUUCUCUGGACUGGCUUUCAGCUCUCUGGCUCUGGCCUUCGUCUGCAACACCAUCAGUGGGAUGACGCUGAUCCGGGCCAGGAUGAAGCAGAAGUCCAGCUCCCAGCGCUUCUCUGCCAGGUCCCACGACACGGAGAUGGUGGUUCAGCUGGUGGGCAUCAUGGUCACCUCCUGCAUCUGCUGGAGCCCCCUGCUGGUCUUUGGACUGAUUUCAGCCACACGCUCCUUCCUAAAAUCUCAGCAGAGUGUUGAGGACACCUGCAUGUACAGCAAGCUCAUGAUGACCGGCGUCAGGAUGGCAACCUGGAAUCAGAUCCUGGACCCGUGGGUCUACAUCCUGCUGCGUCGGGCCAUCCUCAGAAAAAUCUACCGCAUCACCAAAAAGCAGGUCAGCUUCAGGGGAAGCACUUUCCGUUCCGUCCGCUGGGACGCCGGCCCCCUCCAACAACCUGAGAAAAACUGUUGAAAAGACGUAAAGGAGGAAGAACUGAGAMAUGGUGUUACUGUCUGAGGGACARUCUCAUUAUUAUUAUUWUKUUGUUGUUGUUGUUUAAAAGAGAAGGUGCGUCACCCAAAUGGAUAAAUUUGGAUGGUAAAGGAAGUGAAGAUCUCAGUGUUUGCAGCUCUAAACAAAUAUGAAACAAAUAUCUCUGGUGUUUCUAUGUGUAAUCCCAAACAGGGAAGAAGCUCCGACUCAGUGAAAACUGCUACUAUGGAUACUGUCAGAGUGCAACACAGGCCUCUUUAAUGAGAGACGUCUGUGAAUCUUUUAGAAAUGUCUUUUCUGCCUUAGGCACGAGCUGGUGUGAGGUUCUGAAGGUCAGAUGUGAUGCAAUGCAACCUGUUGCUAAAAGGCUUAUAUUAAGAUUAUUUAUUUAAAAUUAUUUUAAUUAAGAUGCACAGCUUCACAUGAAGAGUAUGAGAGAACAACAGUGAAUUUGCUGAGUCAUCUUGUUUAUUUCAGGUGUUCAUUUGAAAWUUUUUUUUCAAAUUUUAAUUUAAUCAUAAAUUUCAAGGUUAAAUGCAAAGUCGGUGCAGCCAAAAUCAGAGAAACAGGCUGUUUUAAUAGGUGUUGUGAUUUGUUUUAACAAAUCACACAUAAAUGGAAGACAUGAACGAAACUGGCAAUUAGAGAAGCUCAGUUCAGUAAACAUGUUUUUGUGCAGAAUAUGCUUAUCUGGUUGUUGUGAAGUAACACUGGGAGCCUGAGGAGCUAUGGUUGGCUAGAUAAUUAGUCAGAUUUUACUAGGAAAUAGGAAUUUCUGAGUUCCAAAUCAUAAAAAUAAACUGGAACGCCCCCAAAAGUCUGAAUUUCUUCUAGGAAAGUGAGAUUCGUGGUCAUCUUCAAAAUCCAACAUGGCUGCAAGCAAUCACUGUGAUAGCUGCAGUAAUAAACUUUUAUUUUCACUUCUGUUGUUCAGUAUUAUCUUAAACCAGUCACACACACACAUACACACACGUCAUUCUAUCAUAGUGAACAUGUUAGUGUUUGAAUGCAGAGAAAUAUACUGAGUAUAUCCAUCCAUCCAUUUUUUGUACACGCUUCUUCCUUUUCAGGGUUGCGUGGGUCACUGGUGCCCAUCUCCAGCAUACUGAGUGUAUAUUACUAAUAAAAGUUAACCUGGUGGCGGAACAAGACUUUUAUGGAAGUGGUGGCAUGAGGGUGGCCAAGGCUUUGGGUGUGUGUGUGUGUGUGUGUGUGUGUGNGUGUGUGUGUGUGUGUGUGUGUGUGUGUGUGUGUGUGUGUGUGUGGGUGUGGGGGGUCUGUCUGAGACAGUUUGUUUCUCAAGCCUGGUACUCGAGGGCCACUAUCCUGUAUGUUUUACCCGUCCCCCCUGCUCUUCAACAUGUCUUUAAAUUCUGCAGAAUCCUGCUAAUUGCUCAUUUAUUCAAACCAGGUGUGUCAAAGCAGAAAAAAAACUUGGAAAAAAAAUGCAGAAUUACAGCCCUCAAGGACCAGGACUGGGCACAAGCUAACCACACACAUGGUCACUAAUGUUAUCAUUGUAUAGACGUUAUCAGUGCGUGGCUCGCCCUCUUUACAGACUCACAAAUCAGAAUCACAGGAGAUCUAUGAGKGAAAUACACUGGAGACGUUAUUGAACAAAAAUUAUAAGCAUGUUAGAAUUCCCAUGCACAGUACUUUGUGAUACAAGUGUAGCACCACCAAGUGGGGACCAUGGAGCAGUUGUCGCAGCCAUAAAUUUGCUGACCAGAAACUCAUAUAUUUUGUAAGGACCAGCUUCAGUGAACUGAGUAAUGACUCCGCUGUUUCUCAUCAGCUGUAAAAUAAGAAAUCUGGCAAUAAUGUUUUACAAAUAGCCAAUAAAUUAUAAGAACAUAACAAAGCUGCUGAAAUUCAUAGUCGAAAAAUGUUUAAAUAARGUGGUGGACCAAGGGGGUCCAAAGACAGAAGGGAAGAACCCAUCGCUUUGGUUGCCUAGUUUUAAAGUUUAUGAAUACAAAUCAGAAAUAGCUAUAAACAACAACUGUGUUUCAGGUGUAAAGAGAAAAACACAUCUUCUCUCAAACAAGAGCACUAUUGCCUGUCUGCAGUUUCUUAAAGAUCUGCCAUGGCUGACCUAUAGCCAUGUUCUGAUUGGAAGACUGGGAAUUUGAUUCCCAACUCCUUCAGUGUACCGACUUGCUUUUGGGCAAGACACUGUCCCCGCUGCCCAUCAAUCUGUUCGUUGCAGUAUGAGGUAGAAUUUAAUAGAAGUGUUGUAUAUAGCCUGUAAAAAUAUUUAAAUGAAAGCUCUGUAUGAGUGCUUUGCCUGAAUCUGGAGAUGUUAAAAAAACUGUAUAUAAUUCGUGGACCAUUUACCUUGUUAGUUAAAAAAAACACUUUUUUGUUUAAAUGAGGAUCACUGGGUUUAGAAGCUCAASAACAUGAAUGUCAUCGUUCGGGCCUGCAGGGUACUAUCUGGGUAYGGCUUGUUCUGAUUAUAAGUGUUGAUAAGUUCUCCGUCACACUGCCAGAGUUUAAAGGAAAAAGUUUGGACAUCCGAGUUUGAAUUCAGUCUCCAGAGAUGCUGAUGUUAAUCUCACAAUGUUAUAAAGAAACUCAAAGUACUUAUGUUAGGAAACCCAUCCAUCAAGACUAAUUUGUGGUACGUAAAGGCUCAGUUCUGAGCAAAGAUUGUGUUUUUUACACUUCCAUGUCAUUUUUGUCUUAUUUAGAAGUCGUAUAUGAUCAGGAUUCACAAAUACAUCAUUGUAUAUAAGAAUAAAAAAUUGAAUGUAUGAAUUUUCUCCAUGGUGAAGACUUCAAACUGGUUUAAAAAAACCAUCUCAGUUUAAACGUGUUUGUUUUGUUGUCUGACUCAGUAAGUCAGCGUCGGUCUCAAAGAUAUAACCGGCUGUGCUUCAACCUCAGCAUGAAGAUGUGAAAAACACAAUGUGUGCRCCCAUUGUAGGGCUGUCCCUGUAUCAUGUGUCGUGAAUGUAAUUUUGAGCWGUGUACCUAUUUUUCCCUACAUGGGGCUGAAGUGAAGCUGACUGAAUGUGAUACUGUCAAGAAAAUGGAAUGUAUAAUGUGAUAAACAGUUUUUAUAGUAAA